Aedes albopictus (Asian tiger mosquito) is the source of this 2644-nucleotide messenger RNA. RefSeq lists its product as uncharacterized. NCBI's taxonomy places the organism in Eukaryota, Metazoa, Arthropoda, Insecta, Diptera, Culicidae. Bases 505 to 2163 code for a protein of 552 amino acids. The record is from RefSeq and is a predicted model, not a curated record. The transcript is spliced from 4 exons.
AGCUGCAGAUGAAUGUGGGUACUGCUUAUCUUUGUCAACGCGUCCGACUGGCGAUGCGAUGCAAAGUCAACGCUGAAAACGGGACGAAUUUCAGAUAGCGUAUGUCACCACCAUCAACAAGCUUAGUAUACCUAACGUGCCAUAGCUGCAGGUGUAAGUGGCACUGCACUGCUUAUCCUUAUCAACGCGUCCGACUGGCGAUGCGAUACAAACUCAACGCUGAAAACGGGACGAGUUUCAGUUAACGAAUGUCAUCACCAUCGACAAGCUUAGUAUACACACCACCAGCCGGAACGGGAACGCGUGGUCGAGGAAGGAGAGUCCUUGGUGACAACGUUGCUGAAACCGUUUGCCAAUCUGUUUCAGUCGUCCACUUCCCAAGAGACCACGUCAGCAUGGGAACGCCGCCGAACCUAUCAGUGGCAGCAGGAACAGCAGUGGGAACCUGAACCGGUCACAUUUAGACAGACUGUGCCGACGUACUCAACGCAACAACGGGUCACGAUGGCGCAGGGAACCGUUACAAAGCAACGAAAUGCCGAGCAAAUAUCGACCCUGAAAACUACCACCAGCCCAUGGCAGUUUGCCGAAGUAAUACGGAAAGGAGCCCAGAUGGAUCUGACCUGCGUGGAAGCAGUGCCGGAAGCGUUGAAGAAGCUGAACAUCAACAUCCCGAACCUGGCGAUCAAUGUCUCCGAUGAGUCGAGCAACACGUACAGAUGUGGUUCCCGUACGGACAGCACCGUGAUUGAACUGGACCUCAGCAACAAUCACUUCCAACUACGUGGAGGGCCGAAACUAGGACAAAGUUCGAACAUUAGGGCCGGAAACAAUGAUUGCCUCUUCGAAUCGCUGGCCCAGGCGAUUCCGCAGCUUCUGGGUGUGUCCGGAGAAGAAUUUCGUGAAAAGCUAGCGGAAUGCAUCGAAUCCAACCCGGACAUCCGACGACACAUCCAACUCGGCAAGCACCAAGAUCUUCUGCACCGCGGUCUCUUUGGUGGCGAUGUUCGAGGUCGGCCAGUUGAUCGAGAUGAAGGCCAAAAGCGUCGUAAAAGGUCAAAGUCUCCUUUCGUUCAUGAUGACCCCAAAAUGGAAACUUCGGCUCUUGAACAUUUGCUUUCUCGUUUCUUUGCGAUAUUUGACAUGGCCGGAGAUAUCCAGAGGAUUGCUGAGCAUCUUGGAAUACCUCGAAGCGACGUUGUACGCGAAGGAAGAAGCCUGCACCAGGAUAGAAGCAGUUCCGACGAGAGAUGCCAUGCUGCCCACGUCGUGCGAAUUCAGAUAACUGACAAAGCAGGGGAACGACUUGAAAGGUCAAACGUUGCUCUGAACGAGUAUUUGAUAACAAAGAUUGGGUACACCGAGCUCGUAGAGAAAUGGGCCAAUAUGUGGGGCGGAAUAGGGCAGAACAUUGAUGAGUUGCAAGCUCUGCUGUUGAAGCUUCUAGAGGUGGUAGAUUUCAGUCAAAAUACACCCGGAAUGAUGAGGAACUACUCCUUGGAGUACCUACAGAACACGGUAGCAACGCUCAACAAACUACUGCUAAGAAUUGAUCCAAAUGCUACACCUGUUUCACUACCAGAUCAAGGUUUCUGGGCCAGUUUGUUCACAAAUAAUGAAAUCACAGCAGAUACAAUUAUUGAAAUCUGCAAAGAAAGCUUUGUCAUUGUACUGAAUAAAUGGUUGAAGACCUAUCAUAAGCACUUCAUGAAUACCGAUUCCAACAAAAAAGUACUAAAGCAAGUGCUGACAGUCAUAAAGAAUACCAACAUUUCCACUUUACUGCAACUCGGAAGAGAUGCAUACAAAAAGAUCGCGCAACUGCUAUCGGCAAAGCCGAAAUGUGGAUCAGACAGAACAGACAAAGAUAAAGACAGGGACAACGACAAGGGCGGAGUUUCCUCAAAUGGCAACAAGGCUAGCGGUGUUACCGUUUGGGGUUCAGUAAAAGAAACGGUGAAAAAAGAGGCGACUUGCAGCCAUGUUGCGCAAUCAUCUUUUCUUACAACAGCUUUGUGGAUUUUGCUGGGAAUCGCCAUAACGGUUGCAAUUGGAUUUGCAAUAUAUAUGGCGGCUCCCGUUGUUAUAAAAUUUGUAUCAAAACAUACCAUGGUCUAUAGCUUCACUAAAAUCGUUGAGGUUUACACAGUAGUUGCGGGAUAAUCUUAAUAUUUUUUAUAUUUAAAGGUAAUAACAAUCCAUCACAUUUUAUCAGCCUCUGGACGCUAUAAACUUGUUCAUCUUUAUUGUGAGUUUUGUUUUCAAGCAUUCUAUAGCAACAAACAGGUUCACAGUAGACAAAAAAAAAGCCAGAAGAGUUAUAGCAACGUUCAGAGAUCAAUGUUGACAAUUUAACUAAAUAUUUAAUCAACACUCUACUCCUCGGGAUGUCCCCUUCUUCUAUUCGUUGCACUGAUGAUGUUAUUUACUGUGAAAAUUAAAUUUCCAGAAUAAUAUCGAUUUUCAAUUGGGCUAAAAAAAACAAAGAGUGUAGGUCAUCCAGCAUGCAUUAUGACAACUGGGUCACUAAACCAGAAAACAAUAUCGCGAGAAGCUUUACGAAAUAAACUGACAUUUUAUUGUGCAAUAUUCAGUGAUAUUUUUAUGCAUAUAGUAAAAAAAAAGUUUACAAAACAAAAUAGAA